AUGGCUUCCUGGAUUAUGCGCUUCUUCUCCCGCGACUGCGGGUCUGGGCGUGGGAGUCGUGGAAGUAUCACCUCGUCAUUCGAGUGUUGUCUCUUCCUGGUUCGAGAGGACGUUCUCCCGCUCUCAUUCUCAUCAUUAGUGGAGGAUACUGCAGCCGAUGUCAUUGGUCGCAAGCCUGCCUUCAACUCUACCAUCUUCAUCGGAGCCAUCUUUGCAUGUGCAGUUGCUGGAGCUCAGGACUUCAUCACCUUUUGCUCUCUCUGGGCUGUUAUUGGUACUGCUGCUGGAGGUAACGUCCCAGUUGACAGCAUUGUGUUCCUUGAGUUUGUCCCACAGAGUCAUCAGUGGUUGCUCGUCACAUUGUCUGCAUGGUGGAACCUUGGACAGCUUAUCGUUUCCCUUCUUUCAUGGGUCUUCCUUGCCAACUUUGCUUGUAGCAGCCCUGAGGGCUGCCGCAGACAGGAUAACAUGGGAUGGCGCUACGUCAUGAUCACUCUCGGUGGCAUCGCUCUUGUCCUUGCCUUGAUUAGACUCUUCGUCUUCAAGAUCCCCGAGUCGCCCAAGUACCUUCUCUCCAAGGGACGCGAUGCAGAAGCUGUCGAAUCGGUCAACUACAUCGCUCGUUAUAACGGAAAGCCCGAGACCCUGACGCUCGAGAUGAUGCAAGAUAUCGACCGCCAAAUCUACUCGUCUGCGGUAGUCUCAUCUACCGGUGAACCUGUACACGCCAUUCCGGAUCAGACCGAGAAGAAGCUUUCCAUGAAGGAUAUUCUCAAGGAGAACUUUAAGGACUUCAACAUGAGCAGUUACCGCUCGCUAUUCGCCGGUCGCAAGAUGGCUCAGCAUAGUGCAGUCACAUUCUUGAUCUGGCUUACCAUCGGAAUUGCUUAUCCGCUGUACUUUGCCUUCAUUACUUCUUACCUGGAGUCUAAGAAAGAGUACACUGCUAGCUCAUCGUUCAACCAUACAUAUAUGGUCUACUGCAUUGUUUCCGCUGUUGGUGUCCUCGGUCCGAUAUCAGCAGGUUUCCUGGUAGAGACUCGAUUCGGCCGUAGGUGGAUGAUGGCCAUCUCUGCCGUUCUCACUGGCGCCUUUCUCUUUGCAUACACAGCUGUUGGCACUGAAGCCGCCGACAUUGGAUUCCAAUGUGCUACAGCUAUUCUUGGAAACUUUGAGUACGCCGUCAUGUUUGCCUUUACUCCAGAGUCUUUCCCUGGACCUGUACGGGGUACUGGUACUGGUAUUGCAGCUACACUUCUCAGACUUGGUGGUCUUGUGGCGUCUUUUAUCUCAACUUAUUCGGGUUUCUCAGUUGUGCCCAUUUAUGCGAGUGCAGCGCUUUGGAUCGUGGUCGGCUUCUUCUGUAUUGGUCUUCCUUAUGAAACACAUGGACAUGCCUCUCUCUAG
Molecule: messenger RNA, 1407 nt
Organism: Fusarium redolens
Lineage: Eukaryota; Fungi; Ascomycota; Sordariomycetes; Hypocreales; Nectriaceae
Product: major facilitator superfamily domain-containing protein
Exons: 4
Coding region: 1-1407 (468 amino acids)
Biological process (GO): transmembrane transport
Molecular function (GO): transmembrane transporter activity
Source: RefSeq, a predicted model, not a curated record